This is a messenger RNA of Ostrinia furnacalis (Asian corn borer), 765 nucleotides long. Its product is annotated as dedicator of cytokinesis protein 3-like. Lineage: Eukaryota; Metazoa; Arthropoda; Insecta; Lepidoptera; Crambidae. Bases 33 to 749 code for a protein of 238 amino acids. Gene Ontology annotation, biological process: small GTPase-mediated signal transduction. The transcript is spliced from 5 exons. Gene Ontology annotation, molecular function: guanyl-nucleotide exchange factor activity; small GTPase binding. Gene Ontology annotation, cellular component: cytoplasm; plasma membrane. The record is from RefSeq and is a predicted model, not a curated record.
ACUUCUACAAAAACGAAAUCGAUCGUAAAGAGAUGUACUUACGAUAUGUCUACAAACUACACGACCUUCAUAUUGCAUCUGACAACUUCAUCGAAGCUGGAUGUACACUUUUACUUUAUGCAGAGACUUUGAGCUGGGAUAGCGAUCAGAUUGGUGUGGACCCAGAAUACCCUGAAACGCCGGAAUGGAAACGCAAGGAAGCCCUGUACAAUCAAGUACUGCAAUAUUUCGACAGGGGAAAAUGUUGGGAAAAGGGUCUCCCCUUACUUCGCGAGCUAGCAACGCUGUACGAAGUGAAGCUUUGCGACUACGCGCGUUUGGCUCACUGCCUCAGGACGCACGCCACGUUCUUAGACUCUGUGCUGGAACAACUGAGGCCCGAGCCGGAGUACUUUAGAGUGGGCUUCUAUGGGAAAGGAUGCCCGUUGUUUGUGAGGAAUAAACAGUUUGUGUACCGCGGCCAAGACUACGAGCGCAUCGGAGCGUUCACGCAGCGUCUGCAAGCGGAAUAUGUCUCUGCGCACAUUCUCAUGCGCAACACGCCACCAGACGAGUCCAUCAUCGCUUCUGAUACACAAUACAUCCAAAUCUGCAACGUAAAGCCGGUAGCAAAAAGGCGCACGUGGCCUAACGGCGCGCCCGACCAGCUCAAGCGCUUCUACGGCACCAACGACGUCGACACCUUCCUGUGCGACCGGCCGCUCCACAAGCCGCCCAUAGACAAGGACAACGAGUUCAAGGUACCGUAGACUACUGCCAGGGACC